Molecule: messenger RNA, 552 nt
Organism: Magnolia sinica
Lineage: Eukaryota; Viridiplantae; Streptophyta; Magnoliopsida; Magnoliales; Magnoliaceae
Product: cellulose synthase-like protein E2
Exons: 2
Coding region: 1-459 (152 amino acids)
Biological process (GO): plant-type primary cell wall biogenesis; cellulose biosynthetic process
Cellular component (GO): plasma membrane; trans-Golgi network
Molecular function (GO): mannan synthase activity; cellulose synthase (UDP-forming) activity
Source: RefSeq, a predicted model, not a curated record
AUGGGAAGAGAAGGAUAUGCACCUCUCUUUGAAACUAAGGAAGCAAAGGGUAGAAUUGCAUAUAAGAUGUAUGCAAUUUCGGCAUUUGUGAGCGUUUGUAUGAUUUGGGUGUACAGAGCACCUCAUGUUUCAAAAGAGGGAGUGAGGUGGGUAUGGUUUGGUAUGUUUGGAGCUGAGAUUUGGUUUGGUUUCUAUUGGAUUCUCACUCAAUCAGCACGUUGGAGGCCUGUCUAUCGUUCUACCUUCAAAGAAAGGCUCUCCCACAGAUAUGAAGAUCGAUUGUCAGGGGUGGACAUUUUUGUGUGCACUGCGGACCCCACAAUAGAACCACCCACCCUAGUGAUCAACACCGUUCUUUCAGUCAUGGCCUACGAUUACCCGCCGGAGAAGCUGAGCAUCUACCUAUCUGAUGAUGGUGGGUCAGAUCUAACAUUCUACUCUCGAUUAGAGGCGUCCUAAUUCUCGAAGCAUUGGAUCCCAUUUUGCAAGAAAUUUAAGGAGGUCCCGAGAUCACCAGCGUCCUAUUUUAGCACAACAUCUGAGCCACAUGAU